Messenger RNA from Microcebus murinus (gray mouse lemur), 1852 nucleotides. The record is from RefSeq and is a predicted model, not a curated record. NCBI's taxonomy places the organism in Eukaryota, Metazoa, Chordata, Mammalia, Primates, Cheirogaleidae.
CAUCGUGCUGGCCUGGUACUCCACACACCGCUCAAAAGCCACUUGUCUUCUCCUGCCUGGGCCUUAGCUUGACUUCCAAGAUGCCUCAGUUACUGCAAAACAUUAACGGGAUCAUCGAGGCCUUUGGACGCUACGCCAGGACAGAGGGCGACUGUGCAGUGCUCAACCGAGGGGAGCUGAAAAACCUCUUGGAGCAUGAGUUUGCCGAUGUGAUCGUGAGACCCCACGACCCGGCAACCGUGGAUGAAGUCCUGCGCCUGCUGGAUGAAGACGGCACAGGGACUGUGGAUUUCAAGGAAUUCCUGGUCUUGACGUUUAAAGUGGCCCAGGCAUGUUUCAAGACCCUGAGCGAGAGUCCUGAGGGAGCUUGUGGCUCUCAAGCAUCUGGAAGCCUCCACCCUGGGGCCUCACAAGAGCCAGGGGGAACACAGACAGCUGGCACUCAAGUGGGAAGGUUGGGGAAAGGGCAGCAUCACGAGGAGAUUGGCCACGGACAGAGAGAGCAGGCAUCUGGAGGGCAGGGCGGGACUGGGACUCAGAUCCAGGGUCAGGACAUCGGCUCCAUGUGGGUCAGUAGCUAUGACAGGCAAGCUGAGUCCCAGAGACAGGAGAGAACGAGCCAGCAGACACAAGCACCUGGGCACAGGGUUCAGACACAGAGAGUAACAGAAAGCAACAGUCAUCAGACUAGAGAGACGAGGUCAGAGACACAGUCACAGACCAGGGACCAGGACAGAGCACACCAGACAGGUGAGAUGGUGACUGGAGCUGGAGCUCAGACCCAGGCAGGUACCACCCAGACCGUGGAGCAGGACAGGAGCCAUCAGAAAGGAGGCACCAGCCACCAGACACAGCAGUCCACCCAAGGCCAGAACAGAGGGACUGAGACCCAAGGUCAAGACAGGAGCCAGACCAGCCAGGGAGUGACAGGGGGACGUGUCCAGACACAGGCAGGGUCACACACCCAGACCGUGGAGCAGGACAGGAGCCAUCAGAAAGGAGGCACCAGCACCCAGACACAGCAGUCCACCCAAGGCCAGAACAGAGGGACUGAGACCCAAGGUCAAGACAGGAGCCAGACCAGCCAGGGAGUGACAGGGGGACGUGUCCAGACACAGGCAGGGUCACACACCCAGAUUGCAGAGCAGGAUAGACACCAGACUCUAAGCCAUGUAGGGGCUACAGGACAGGGACAGACCCAGACGCAGUCAGGCAGUGGUGAAAGAUGGACACAGGUGAGCACCUAUGAGGCAGGAGAGACAGUGCUGGGAGGACAGGCCCAGGCUGGGGCAACCACCGUGCCAGGAAGACAGGACUGGAGCAGCACUCACCCAACAUGCAGUGUGACAGGAGGGCAGGGAGAGAGAGAGCCUGCAGUGGUUGGCGAAGAGUGGGUUGAUGACCACACAAGGGAGGUAGUGAUCCACAGGCAGGACCAGGGCAGCCUGCACACCGGUGUCCCUUCAGCACAGGGCCAAGGUGCGGCCCAGCCAGAAGGCAAGCGAGGCACCGCAGCUACAAGGCUGUAUUCCUACUUCAGAAGCAGCAAGUCGUAACUCCCUCUGACACCAAUGCCCAAUACCAAAGAAGACAGCUGCAGAGAGGUUGACUUGUUCUGCCCUGGCCAGUCCAGUUGGUAUGUCCCUGGACAUCAGCUCUUAAUCAUGGUGCUUCCCUUUUAGGUCUUUCUCAAUGAGAUCAUUUCUGCAAGGUACUUUCUAUCCUAAACUCCUCUUUUACCUGCUUUGCGGUGCAGACCCUCUCAGAAGCAGGAAGACAUUGGAGCAAGUCAGCCCACUGUGCAAAAUUCUCCUCAGUUUGCAGGGGGUUUUCUGGACUACUUUUAUCUCUG